UGAAUGAAACAACUCUACAUGAAAAAGUCACGUGGAUGCAUUCUCUGCUCUGUAAACCCAAAUUUGGCUUCAGAAAAUUGCUUGUAACUGAACAACUCUGAACGUUUUCCAAAAUCAUAAAAUGCCAUUGCCAUUAACAGCGUUAUGUCGAAGGAGGCGCUGCACAUUCUGCUUUCUACACACAACCCUCCUGAAGACUACUCUACAUAUGUUCACUUAUUGCAGACCUGUGUUCUCAAGAACGCGCUUUCACAAGCGAAAAAAGUCCAUUCUUUCAUCGCUCACAGGCGAUUUGCAUUUGCUACACUUACAACUUUUCAUAAUAAACUUAUUUACAUGUAUGUCAAGUGCAGAAGUUUGCAGGAUGCUCGAAAAGUCUUUGACCACAUUAAAGAACGAGACUGUAUUUCAUGGAAUACGAUUAUUGCAGCUUACGGAAGACAUGGGAGUCCCCACGAGGCAGUCAAACUGUUUCACCAAAUGCAACGAACAGGUAUGCAACCCGAUCAGUUCACAUUUGCCAGCGUGCUCCCAGCCUGUGCCAAAAUAGGGUCUUUGGAACAGGGUAUGGUUAUCCAUCAGAGCAUAGAAAAUAGAGGAAUUUUGUCGGAUGUUGUAGUUGCAAGUGCUCUGGUAGACAUGUAUGCAAAAUGCGGAAGCAUAGACAGAGCCCGUGAAUUGUUUGACAGAAUGCCUCAUAGAAACGUGUUCUCGUGGACUGCAAUGAUUGCAGGAUAUGUACACAAUGGAUUUGUUGAAGAGGCUUUAGAAACCUUCGAGCAAAUGCAAUUGGCAGGUGUAAAGCCAAAUUCCACAACAUUCGUUAGCAUCAUCCCCGCCUGCGCCAAAAUGGGAGAUUUGCAACAGGGUAUGGAUAUCCAUCAAAGCAUAAAUGAUAAAGGAAUUCUGUCAGAUGUUGCAGUGGGAACUGCGUUGGUAGACAUGUAUGCAAAAUGUGGAAGCAUAGACAAGGCACGUGAACUGUUCGAUAGAAUGCCUCAAAGAAAUGUGGUCUCAUGGACUGCAAUGAUUGCAGGAUAUGCACAAAAUGGAUUUCUUGAAGAGGCUCUAGAAACUUUCAAGCAAAUGCAGUUGGCUGUUGUACAGCCAAAUUCCACAACCUUUGUUAUCAUCCUUUCUGCCUGUGCCAAACUAGGAGCUUUGGAAGAGGGUAUUAACAUCCAUCAAAGCAUAGAGGACAGAGGAUUUUUUUCAGAUGUUGUCGUUGCAACUGCCCUUCUAGACAUGUAUGCAAAAUGUGGAAGCAUAGACAAGGCACGUGAACUGUUUGACAAAAUGCCUCAAAGAACUGUGGUGUCAUGGAAUGCCAUGAUUACAGGAUAUGCGCAAAAUGGACUUGCUGAAAAGGCUUCAGAAAUUUUCAAGCAAAUGCAAUUGGCGGAUGUAAAACCAAAUUCCACAACCUUUGCCAGCAUCCUCCCUGCCUAUGCCAAAAUAGGAGAUUUGGAACAGGGUAUAAACAUCCAUCGAAGCAUGAUGGAAGGGUUUUUUUCCUCAAAUAUUAUAGCUGGAAAUGCGUUGGUAGACAUGUAUGCAAAAUGUGGAAGCAUAGACAAAGCACGUCAAGUGUUCGACAAAAUACCUCAAAGAGAUGUUAUCUCGUGGAAUGCAAUGAUUGCAGGUUAUACACAAAAUGGGUUUGCUGAAAAGGCUUUAGAAACUUUCAAGCAAAUGCAAUUGGCAGUUGCAAAGCCAAAUUCCACAACCUUUGCUAGCAUUCUCCUUGCCUGUGCCAAAAUGGGAGCUUUGGAACAGGGUGUCAACAUCCACCAAAGCAUAGUGGAAGGGGGUUUUUUGUCAGAUAUUAUAGUUGGGAAUGCUCUGGUGAACAUGUAUGCAAAAUGUGGAAGCGUAUACAAGGCACAUGAACUAUUUGACAGAAUGCCUCAAAGAGAUGUCAUCUCAUGGAAUGCAAUGAUUGCAGGAUAUGCACAAAAUGGAUUUGUUGAAAAGGCUUUACAAACUUUCAAACAAAUGCACUUGGUAGGUGUAAAACCAGAUUCCACAACCUUUGCCAACAUCCUUCCUGCUUGUGCCAAAAUGGGAGCUUUGGAACAGUGUAUGGACAUCCAUCGAAGCAUAAUGGAAGGGGGAUUUUCAUUAGAUAUUAUAGUUGGAAAUACUCUGGUAGACAUGUACGCAAAAUGUGGAAACAUUGACAAGGCACACAAACUCUUUGACAGAAUGCCUCAAAGAGAUGCUAUCUCAUGGACUGUCAUGAUUGCAGGAUAUGCACAAAAUGGAUAUGUUGAAAAUGCUUUAGAAACUUUCAAACAAAUGCAAUUGGCAGGUGUAAAACCAGACUCCACAACCUUUGCCUGCAUACUACCUGCUUGUGUCAAAAUGAGAGCCUUGGAACUGGGUAUGGACAUCCAUAAAAGCAUAAUAGAAGGGGGAUAUUUUUCAGAUAUUAUUGUUGGAAAUGCUCUUCUGGACAUGUAUGCAAAGUCUGGAAGCAUAGACAAGGCACAAGAACUGUUUGACAGAAUGCUUCAAAGAGAUGUUAUCUCAUGGAAUGUAAUGAUUGUAGGAUAUGCAACAAGAGGAUUUAUUAAAAAGGCUUUAGAAACUUUCAAGCAAAUGCAAUUGGCAGGUGUAAAGUCGGACUCCACAACCUUUGCCAGCAUCCUUCCCGCAUGUGCCAAAAUGGGAGCUUUGGAACAGGGUAUGGACAUCCAUCAAAACAUAAUGGAAGGGGGAUUUUUGUUCGAUAUUAUAGUUGGAAAUGCUUUGAUAGAUAUGUAUGCAAAAUGUGGAAGCAUGGACAAGGCACUUGCUCUGUUUGAAAGGAUGCUUCAAAGAAAUGUCAUCUCAUGGAACUCAAUGAUUGCAGGAUAUGCACAAAAUGGAUUUAUUGAAAAUGCUUUAGAAACUUUCAAGCAAAUGCGAUUGGCAGGUUUAAAGCCAGACUCCACAACCUUUGCCUGCAUCCUCCAUGCCUGUGCGAUAAGUGGAGCUUUGGAACAGGGUAUUAGCAUCCAUCAAAGCAUAAUGGAAGAGGGAUUUUUGUCAGAUAUUAUCAUUGGAAAUUCUCUGGUAGAUAUGUAUGCAAAAUGUGGAAGCAUAGACAAGGCACGCGAAAUGUUUGAUAGAAUGCUUCAAAGAAACGACAUCUCAUGGAAUGCAAUGAUUGCAGGAUAUGCACAAAAUGGAUUUGUUGAAAAGGCCUUAGAAACUUCAAAGCAAAUGCAAUUGGCAGGUGUAAAGCCAAAUUGCACAACCUUUUCCAGCACCCUCCCUGCCUGUGCCAAAAUGGGAGCUUUGGAACAGGGCAUGGACAUCCAUCAAAGCAUACUAGAGGGGGGAGUUUCGUCGGAUAUCAUAGUUGGAAAUGCUCUGGUAGACAUGUAUGCAAAAUGUGGAAGAACAGACAAGGCACGUGAACUGUUUGACAGAAUGGGUGAAAAAAAUGUUAUCUCAUGGAAUACAAUGAUUGCAGGAUAUGCACAAAAUGGAUUUGUUGAAAAGGCUUUAGAAACUUUGAAACAAAUGCAAUUUACAGGUCUAAAGCCUAAUUCCACAACCUUUGCCAGCAUUCUCCCUGCCUGUGCUAAAUUGGGAGCUAUAAAACAGGGUAUGGAUAUCCAUCAAAGCAUAAUGGUUCGGGGUUUUUUGUCAGAUAUUAUAGUUGGAAAUGCUCUUGUAGACAUGUAUGCAAAAUGUGGAAGCAUAGACAAGGCACGUAAACUGUUUGACAGAAUGUCUCAAAGAGAUGUUGUCUCAUGGAAUGCAAUGAUUGCAGGAUAUGCACAAAAUGGAUUUUGCAAGGAUGCUCUCGAAAUCUUUGAAUUGAUGAAGCACUCUGGAACAUAUCCUAACAUUGUAACCUUUGCUUGUGUUCUAUGUGCAUGUAGCCAUGCAGGUUUAGUGGAUGAGGGCUGUUCAUACUUCAAUCACAUGAGUAACCCUUAUUGGAUUACCCCUACCAUUGAUCAUUAUGUGUGCAUGGUUGACAUUCUUGGCCGUGCUGGCUAUCUUGAGGAGACAUUAAAAUUUAUCAUUAAGAUGCCAGUGAAACCUGUGGUGGUUGUGUGGAUGUGUUUUCUUGGUGCCUGUAGAUCACAUAUGAAUACAGGCUUAGGAGUAUUUACAGCAACACUGCUUUUUAAUUUGGAUCCUAAAAAUGCUGCCACUUAUGUUCUUCUCUCAAAUAUUUAUGCAGAAAUGGGCAGGUGGAGUGAGGUUCAAAUGGUAAGGAGAUUUAUGAAAGAUAGAGGAAUUAAAAAGAUUCCUGGGUGUAGUUGGAUUGAAGACCAUAAAAUGGUACAUGUUUUUUGUGUAGGAGACAGGUCACAUCCACAGACACGGGAGAUAUAUGCAAAGUUGGAGAAAUUGGCUUCGGAGAUGAAGGCAGCAGGGUAUAUUCCAGAUUCAAGACAUUUACCUAAUGAUGUGGAAGAGGAGGAAAAAGAAUUAUUCCUCUGCCACCAUAGUGAAAAACUGGCAAUUGCAUUUGGUUUGUUAAACACACCCCCUAGAACAACCAUCAGAGUUGUUAAGAACCUUAGAGUGUGCGGUGAUUGCCACACGGCAGCAAAAUUUAUCUCCCAGAUUGUUGCAAGAGAAAUUGUUGUGAGAGAUGCAAGUCGUUUCCAUCAUUUUAAGCAGGGACAAUGUUCUUGCAAAGAUUAUUGGUGAUGCUGAAUCAAGCAACCUAAAAAUUGGCUUGCAAUAUAAUAAUGUGCACUGUCACACCCAUAGUAUUAAUGAAGGGACAAGGUUUUAGUUUCAGUUUCUAGAAAGCUUCUUUUUGUUGUUUUGUUUUGAGUAUUUGGCAAUGAAGACCACUGUUGGCUUCAUAAAAUUAGAUGUAUACAGUGCAAUGCAUACCACUGGUUAUAAACACUGUUAGGGUAACUGUCAAAUACUUGUUUAUGAUAACAUGGAUGUUUCUCGAAUUGUUUUCACAAAACCUGCAUAUAUGUGAAAUGAGAAGCAGGAGGAGGUGGAGAAUGGAGAAAAAAAUAGAAGUUGAGAAACAAUUCAAGUAAAUGAAAAAAUGGUUGACCAGCAUGAAAUGGGAGAGGAGAGCUCACAAUUAUCCUUGUCA
Cryptomeria japonica (Japanese cedar) is the source of this 5071-nucleotide messenger RNA. Its product is annotated as pentatricopeptide repeat-containing protein At1g11290, chloroplastic. The transcript has a single exon. Gene Ontology annotation, cellular component: intracellular membrane-bounded organelle. The record is from RefSeq and is a predicted model, not a curated record. Lineage: Eukaryota; Viridiplantae; Streptophyta; Pinopsida; Cupressales; Cupressaceae. The coding region runs from base 145 to 4659 and encodes 1504 amino acids. Gene Ontology annotation, biological process: RNA modification. Gene Ontology annotation, molecular function: RNA binding; protein binding; zinc ion binding.